Tricharina praecox is the source of this 844-nucleotide messenger RNA. RefSeq lists its product as uncharacterized. Bases 8 to 844 code for a protein of 278 amino acids. The transcript has 3 exons. The record is from RefSeq and is a predicted model, not a curated record. Lineage: Eukaryota; Fungi; Ascomycota; Pezizomycetes; Pezizales; Pyronemataceae.
AACCACUAUGACCAGCCAGGAACUGGGGCUUCCUAUUUUCGUUAGCAACGCGGUAGGAGACGCGGAAUCGACUCCAUUCAUGACAUAUGGCACGAUGCUGCAAAUCGAAUCCAUACAAGUUUAUCCGCUGGGUCGUAGCCAUAUCUGGACGGUCGGCGUAUCCAAGUUCAAGAUCAAGAAGUUGGGUUACCGGGAUGAUUACCUGAUCGCUAAAGUGGAACGAGUCGAUGAUUUCCCUCUUGCCGACGAGGAAGCAUUCGAACAACCCAACAGCCACUUACGUGUGAACAGAAGACGGUCCCCGCUGGCGGAGAACGUCAUCAAUCUGCCACAGGUCGCGUCCCACGAGGAUAACAAGGUGGAGGAAGAUAGGAUGGAAGAUGAUGGUGCGUCCUCCUCUGAACAAUCCUCCGGGGAAUACUCGGACGAAGAUUGCGGCGAAGAAGAAGACUCGCCAGGCGACUUCGCACGAACAUGGCACUUGAUCAAGGAAGCACAGUUGAUCGAGGAAGCACUGUUGCUCAAGGAAGCAUUGCAGUUCAAGCGAAAGAAUUUGGAAGCCGAUCAGCUCACAGCUACUCGAACGAAGAUGGAGUACGACGCCAAGGAAGCACUGUUUCUCAAAGAGGCACAGUUGUUCCACGAGGCACUGUUGUUCAAGGAUGCGCAGUUGUUUAAGGAGGCCUUACUGCUCAAGGAACCGUUUCUGUUGAAGGGAGAGAAUCCGGAAGCCAAUCAGCUCACGGGUGCUCGGACGAAGAUGGCGGCGAAGAAGGAGAUUCUCCAGUGCCCGGACGAACAUCACUCGUACGAAGAAGACUCGUAUGACGAACACUCCGACUAG